Molecule: messenger RNA, 555 nt
Organism: Thlaspi arvense
Lineage: Eukaryota; Viridiplantae; Streptophyta; Magnoliopsida; Brassicales; Brassicaceae
Source: the annotation of a GenBank genome assembly
AUGAAAACAUACUUACUUAGACUCCGAAUCAGACUAAACGACGCCUAUGAAGAGAGUGCGAAUGCAACGGCUCUGCAAGGUCAGCUUCAGACAAUUUUUAAUCCCCAUGACUCAGGAGUUGACCAAUCCUUUAUCGAUGCAUUGCCUUUGUUUCAUUACAAGACCGUGAUUGGUCAUCGACACGACGUCCCCUUUGAUUGCGCCGUCUGUCUCUGCGAGUUCAAACCCGAAGACGAGGUCCGGAUUUUGCCCAAAUGCAGCCAUGCAUUCCACGUGGACUGCAUCGACAAGUGGCUCCUCGCAAACUCAACAUGUCCUCUCUGCAGAGAUAACCUCCUCCUCAGCCUCACCGCUCCGUCCUCCCCGCCUCUUGUUCUUCAGCUUGAGAGUUUCCAAGACUCCGAUUCGCAUCUCGGGUCAACCCAUUUCGAUGAUGUGCGGUUGAACAUCUCCGGUGAAAACGAUGAAAGCAAGCCAGAGAAUGAGGAAAGAGAUGUUCUUGUUAAUCUUGGUAAGUUCAACAUCAUUGAAGGUAAUCAUGAAUCUCGAACCUAG